AAAACUUCCCAACAGGACCAGCCCGCUGCUCAGGCAGCCCAGUGUGUGUAGUAAGAGCGAUAUCGGGGGCCGUGCAGAUUGUCCUGAGGAAAGUUGAUGGAACGUUUGGUUAUCUUUCGGAUCCUAGCGAAUCAUUAAAACGCAACAAAACUUCGUAUUGUUGGCUACACGAGGAUUCAUACUGACAAGACAUUAGCUGCAUUUAUAUUCAAACUUUUUAAAGUGUCAAUGGGCUGACGACCUAAGCUAGCUAGCGUAACGAAUGGGCUAGCUAACUAAAGGUUUGGAGAGCGAUUAAACUAACGUUAGCUAAACUUGCCAGCUAAAAGUUAGAUGAAAACGUAGCUCGGCUACCAACAAUGAUAUAGCUACUACUGUUUGCGUAUGUUUCUGGUGUUAAACCCAAGUUUAUUUCGACUGAAUGUGCAGGUAACGUUACUAUUUUGGCACUUAAACUUCAUAGCCUGCUAGAUAAUUCAGGAGCUAACUUUAGCACAUCUACUGUUGGUGUGGUUUUUUUCGAGUUACUAAGCUAGCUAGCAGUAAUUGGGGGUUAUUUUUCACUGUCCGUAGUGGAACUGGGUCAACGUCCACGUACACCCUGAUAAGUAGCUAGCUACAUAAAUGUGCCCUGUUCCUUAAAACUAGCAUAACUUUAUAGGUGACUAGCUAGCUAGUCUUAGCACUCUAACUAGGUAACGUUACUAGCUAACUUAAUGAAUAGUUACGUUUCAGAAGUUGAUCCACAAAUAAACUUGACCAGAGUGGCGACGUGGAGGAAAGUGGCAAACGUGUCUUACCAGGACAUUGGAAUACCAUGUUGGGACCGUCUUGACCAUUUGUGAAAUCGUUCUGAACGAUUCACGAGCAUUCCAAUGAGUGUAGAGGUCGUUUGAUUUUGCAGCAGCUUUGCACCCUAUGGUUCUGCUACAGACACUGAGAAAUGGAUGUUUCCAAGGCUGGUUUCCCAAACGGUGAGGGGCGACCGAAAGACACUGGAGAGCAUGACUGGACAGAUUCCCCCAACGCAAGAGCUUGGGCUCAUUCUGCUCCUCUUUCCCGGUCGCUGUGGACGGCUGUGUUUGACUAUGGAAGUACUGGAGAAGACGAACUUAGUCUGCGGCGGGGGGACGUGGUUGAGGUCCUCUCGAAGGAUGCUGCGAUCUCGGGAGAUGAAGGAUGGUGGACGGGUAAAAUUAACCACCGAGUUGGGAUUUUCCCUGCGAAUUAUGUUACUUAUCAACCUGCAAUUUACAGACUUCCCGACGGUAGCACUGUAGGGGUGCGGGAGCGUCCGAGUACUCCCGUGCAAAUAGAUUUUAGUGAACUCGUUUUAGAGGAAAUAAUUGGUGUCGGGGGAUUCGGUAAAGUUUACCGAGGGGCAUGGAAGGACCAAGAGGUUGCUGUAAAGGCAGCCCGACAGGAUCCUGACGAAGACAUUACUGCAACUUCGGAUGGUGUUAAACAAGAGGCCAAGCUCUUCUCCAUGCUACAACAUCCCAAUAUAAUAAAACUUGAAGGUGUCUGUCUUGAGGAGCCGAACCUUUGCUUGGUGAUGGAAUAUGCUCGUGGAGGGACUCUUAACCGGGCUUUGACAGGCCGCAGGAUACCCCCACACAUUCUUGUCAACUGGGCUGUUCAAAUCGCCAGGGGCAUGCACUACUUACACGAGGAGGCUGUUGUGCCCAUUAUUCACCGUGACCUGAAAUCCUGCAACAUUUUGUUGCUUGAAAAAAUAGAGAACGAUGACAUUGGAAGGAAGACUUUGAAGAUCACAGACUUUGGCCUAGCCAGAGAGUGGCACAACACCACCAAGAUGAGUGCUGCUGGCACGUACUCAUGGAUGGCCCCCGAAGUCAUCAAGUCCUCCCUCUUCUCCAAAGGCAGCGAUGUCUGGAGUUAUGGGGUCCUGUUAUGGGAGUUGCUGACAGGAGAGGUACCUUACCGUGGGAUUGAUGGUCUGGCUGUGGCCUAUGGUGUGGCUGUCAACAAGUUAACCCUCCCUAUUCCAUCCACCUGCCCAGAACCCUUCGCCAAGCUCAUGGAAGAGUGCUGGGAGCAGGACCCCCACAUCCGGCCGUCGUUUGCCUCUAUCCUGGAGCAGCUGACAGCCAUAGAGGAGGCGGUGAUGGCCACUAUGCCCCAAGACUCCUUCCACUCCAUGCAGGAGGACUGGAGGGUGGAGAUCCAGGAGAUGUUUGACGAGCUCAGGACAAAGGAGAAGGAGCUGCGUUCGCGUGAGGAGGAGCUGACGCGUGCGGCGCUGCAGCAGAAGUCCCACGAGGAGCUGCUGAAGAGGAGGGAGCAGCAGCUGGCGGAGCGGGAGAUCAACGUGCUGGAGAGGGAACUCAACAUCCUCAUCUUCCAGCUCAACAAGGACAAGCCCAACGUCAAGAAGAGGAAGGGCAAGUUCAAACGCAGCCGCCUCAAACUCAAGGACGGCAACCGCAUCAGCCUACCGUCAGAUUUUCAGCACAAGAUCACGGUUCAGGCGUCACCCUCCAUGGACAAGAGGAGGAGUCUGAACAGCUCCAGCCCCCCCAGCAGCCCCACACUCAUUCCCCGCCUCCGGGCCAUCCAGUUGUGUGCCCGCAUUGACAGUAUUCGAAGGGGCAGUAUGUAUGUGUAUCACCAGGAUGUGGAUAUCACCAGCGAGUGCCAGCCCUCUACUGGGUUUAGGAAGAAAGUGACUCUGGACGAGAGCAACAGGACAUGGGGACGAAGCACCAUCUACAAGCCAGAGGAGUUUGAUGACGUCAAGAAGGGGAUUAAGAAGAAGGGGCGAACGUGGGGACCGAGCUCCGUUCAGACCAAGGAGCGGGGAAACUGUGCUGAAAGAGUGAGGCCACUGUCUGAUGGAAACAACCCCUGGUCCACCAGUCUGGUGAAGUCCCAGAAGUCCGUUCCAUUGGCUGCAUUGUUUGCAGAGCAGCAAGGGACCAAUAAAGAUGAGAUAUGCUCACCAGAUAGCUCGGACAACAGCAAACCAAAGCAACUGAAGUUCCCUAAUCAGGUCUACAUCGAUCUACCUCUGUGGAAGGAUGAGCAGCAGCAGGGGGGUGAGGGGACGGCAGGAGGCUGCCCUGGGGAAGGCCUGGAGGACCCCAGCACCACCUCCGCCAGCUCCACCAGCACCACCCCCCAGCACACCCCCACCAACAGUCUGAAGAGGGCCUCAGCUCGCCGCCGAACAGAUACCGUGCUCUACGUCUGUGCCUCAAUGCUUGCCUCGGUGGGGCUGGGCUUCGACCUGCGUGACACUUUCAAGGCCCCACCGGGAGACGACCCUGAGCCCCAGCCCAGCGUGGAGAAGAAGAAGAAAGAGGGUCUGUUUCAGCGCGCCACACGCUUCCGCCGCAGCACCAGCCCCCCUUGUGGACGUUCCUCUCGCAAGGAGGAAGCAGCCUUAUCCUUGUCGGCGGGCUCCCAAGGCCCUGUCAACCUCAUCUCCAUGUCCUCCAUCUCAGAGUGCAACUCCACCAAGUGCCUCCUGCAGUCGGACGCGGAGGGGCCUGAGCCCAUCCCUGUGAAGGAGGUAGACCCCAGAGCACAGCCCAACAGCGGCUCCCAGCCACAGGGUCCGGGCAGCAGGACUCAAGCUGAGGUCGAGCCCCUCCCCCAGCCUGCAGCCCCAGAGCAGACUCCGCCUCAGAGCAUGGGCUCUAGCCUCCGAAUUAAGAACUCGUCUGUCGUUCAGGACACUAAUGGUACAUCUGGCUGUCACACGACCUCGUCGGGACAAUCUUCCACCACGACCUCUCAGAAGAAGUCUGACAGGGAGGAGACCCCUGAGAGAGCAGCCAGUGGGGAGACUGUUGCUUCCAGACCCCGGCCUUUGUCCCUCCGUGGCAAACCCCACUCCUGGGGUCUCUUGAGGGGCCAAAACAAGAGCUACUCCCUGGGCCACUACUCUGGCGAGAAGAGCGCCAGGAGCCUCAACAUCGUCCUCUCUUCCGCUGAGGUCAAGAUGGACUGCUCUCUGCUUGACAUGGACACGGAGGGGCAGAAACGUGACUGCACCGUGCCCCUCUGCCGAAUUCAGAGCAGCCCCAGUCGCCCCUCCGUCUUCGAACUAGAGAAAAAGUUCUUGUCAUAGCAGAAAUAAGCUGCCUUAUUACCAGGGUACCAGAGCAGAAUCUUUAACGUUUGAGUUGGAUCAACAACUCUUAUUUGACAUUCCAGGGCAUUCCACUGCCCUCAUGUUUUUUUAACCUGAAUGUGGGCCACUGCUGCUUGAUGAUACCUGUGCUUUUUAACCUGAAUGUGGGCCACUGCUGCUUGAUGAUACCUGUGCUUUUUAACCUGAAUGUGGGCCACUGCUGCUUGAUGAUACCUGUGCUUUUUAUUUAUAUCUGUCAUAUUUUGAUUGGUAAUUUAAUAUUGGGGGAAAAAAACAUAUUUCAAUAGCAUCAGGUUGAUUGAACACAUUCCAUUUUUUGUUGCAAAAAUGGUGCCAUUUCUGCACACACACUGGUUUGGAUCGUGGCAUCUCAAGUUAGAAAUGAUGCGUACUUUCAAAAUGUCAAACAAUGUUCAUUUGCUUUUGUCUAUAAAUAUAUUUUUCUCCAAUUUGAUUUAAUGUUGGUUAUUAUUUUGUUUUCUAUUGAUUUUGUUCAUCGAUUCUAUUUUAUAGAUGCCACAGUGUUUAUUUUAGGACAAGUUCUGUCCAAUGUCAGAGGUAAUAUUGAAUGUCUUUGGCUUAUCUUUGACUUCUGUCUGGAAGUCAACAUGUGGCUCAACUGACAGAUGUAGAGUAACAGUGCAACCAACAACACUGGAGAUCCUAGUCUCAACACUGAAACACUAAGCAAGGCCUGGUCAGCCACUACCUUACCACUAUACGACUAGACAAGCGUUACAAACAACUGAACCAGUACCACUACUGUACAGACUAUUCAGCAUUAUUCGCUGCUGUGUUUUUUGUGGAAUAUGACCAUUUGGCUCGAAACCAAUUCACAUGGGGGCUUAGACUACCUAGCUUCCUGUGCAAACACUAUUUUGAAGAACAAAGAAAUGGUGAUUGGAUGGGGGGAAAGUAUGAAGGUGUUUUAUUUGGCUUAUCAUAAAUGUAUAUUCUGUAUGAAUGGUUAUCAUUACAGUAUUGAUUUCACACCUUUGCUCCUAAAGAUGGAAUGACAUUUUGAAAAAACAUAUUCCAAUACUUGUUUGAGUAACAGAUGCAGUAUUCCUUAGCUUUUUGUUAAUAUGAAAAUGAUUGUUGACAGGAACCGCCUUUUUGAUGCACCUAAACUAUUCAAGUUGUUAUCGUCUAAAUAUUCAGUCCCAUGCAAGUCAUCAGUACCGAGCAACAUGUAAAACUUUCCUGUAAAUAUCCAACGUACAGUAUUUUUGUUUGUCCCGUUUUAUACGGUUUUCAAGAAAUAUUGAAAGUUAAUCUCCUUUUGUAGUACUGUUAAAUCUUGAGUACUUCUCUUAUUUAAAUCAACAUUCCAGUCAGCUGUUGAAGUUAGUACAACUGGAAGAAUAUCUUAUUUUAAAAAAAAUAAUGAAACACUGCCUUUGAGAUCACAUUGUCAUAGCUAGAUCAUUUAUGGGGUCCUUGCUAUAUCCUGACAUGUUAUGCCUGCCAUUAAUACAACAACUUUGAUAAGGCUUUCUUUUUCAUACUUUGUGUUUGCUGUGCUUGGGAGAAGAACCGUGCAAGAGAUUGAGACAGACAUUUACAGAUCUCGUUAUUUAUUUUUUUGAAACUUGUUUUAUCACAUUUUGUUCACACCGCAGAAUCCCAGUGCUGUUUUAUCCCCAUAUUAACAAUCACAGGCUUUAAGUAAUACAUCAGUUGACCUCAACCUUCUUUUAUACUUGAACCACUUCAAGAAUGGCUGAUUAGCAUGAUAGCUCUUUCAACCAGCAUGAAUCCUCAGAAACCCCCCAUGUUCUUUCUGGAAAUGUAAAUCAACUCAAGACGACCAUACUAAACAAAUCUAAAUACAUACCUUCAGAAAUUAUUUACACCCC
This is a messenger RNA of Oncorhynchus kisutch (coho salmon), 5979 nucleotides long. RefSeq names its product mitogen-activated protein kinase kinase kinase 21 (gene map3k21). NCBI's taxonomy places the organism in Eukaryota, Metazoa, Chordata, Actinopteri, Salmoniformes, Salmonidae. The record is from RefSeq and is a predicted model, not a curated record. Gene Ontology annotation, biological process: protein phosphorylation. Gene Ontology annotation, molecular function: JUN kinase kinase kinase activity; ATP binding; protein binding. The coding region runs from base 944 to 4096 and encodes 1050 amino acids. The transcript has 11 exons.